CUCCGUCACACAUGGACUAAAAAAGUUAGACAAACUGGGGAAAGGCGUGGAUGGUUGUUUACCUGCUUCCAUCAGCCACUGCAGAGGGACAGUGAAAAGGGGACCCAGAAGCUGUGGGUUGUCAUGGACACCUUUUUCCGCCGGCACUUUAGACUGAAAGGGGCGGAGCAAUCCCGACACAGACGGCCUGGCGUGGCAGUGCCCACAAGCAAGGCUCGCCGGCGCUCCAGUGUAGGACUGCCCUCUGCUGGCCUGGUCCAACGUAGACGCUCUAGUGUGGGACUGCCAUUCACAGGUCCUGUCAGACACAGAAGGUCCAGUGUAGGCCUGUCGCCGACGGCUCAAGCCCAACGAAGACACUCCAGUGUUGGCCUGCCGUCAGGUUAUGUGGGUCGUAGAUGCUCCAGUGUGGGCUUGGCCUGCGCUGCUCACAAACAACGCAGGCACUCCAGCGAGGUGCAGGUGUUACCCCAGGCCACCGGGGGGCACUGUUGUUAUGGAGGCGGGAAGCUAGUGAGGACCAGAUACUACACCAGGCGUCGCUCCAGCACCACCGUGGCCUGUGUCAACCCCCGCUUCUCUGUCCGCCGCCGGCAAGCCAGCAAGCUCCGCACCAUCGACACCCACCUGCUGGGGCCCUCCAUGCUGCUGGCCAGCCUGGUCCAGAUGAGUGAGGAGCAGCAGAAGGGGGCACCAGAGGCGCAGGGCGGUGAGGGGGCGUCAGGAGAGGACACUGAGAGCUGCUGCUCCGAGUCAGAGGGGGACAGCUGCAGUCAGAGAGAGUGUAGCACCAGGUCAGAGGGCAGCGGGAGUGAACGAGAGGGGACUGCGGCAUCAUCAUCAUCAUCAUCAUCAUCAUCAUCAUCAUAUCCAGAGGGAGAGAGGACGUGGGAGGACUGGAAUCAGGCUCAUAGUAUGGCAGCCUUAACGAUGGAGAGCAUCCAGCCCCGGCCCCUGAGCCGCGCCCUGCGCUGCCUGCGCCGUAACUCCUCCCAGCUGCUGCCGGCGGAGGCGGUGCACCGUAGCAGGGCGGUCUACGGUGGGCGCGGGCGCUACCGACGCUCCAGCCAGUUACGGAGGCCUUCCACCAUCCCCAACAGCGUCUGGCCAGGCAGGCUAGUCCACCCACCCAGCCGCAGGAGCUCUAUAGUGGCCUGCCACUCCUCCCGUUCCCUGUAUAGGAACUGUUCCGCCUGCUGGAAACCCAGGGGCCGCAGGGAGUCCCUCAGCCCCCUGCAGGGCAUCUACUAUGACCCCCGCCUGGAGACUUGGAGUGGGUUCGUCUCGAAGGCCAUCGCUAAAUCGGGUCUACAGCACCUGUCUGCCCAGCCCAGUGCCUCAGCCCUGGCCAAGUUUGACCCAGACAGGGAGAUCCGGAGCAGCUGUGACUGGACCGAGAACGCCCUGUAUGGGGAGCACAUCUGGUUUGAGACCAAUGUCUCUGGGGACUUCUGUUACGUCGGAGAGCAGCACUGCUUCGCCAAGACGCUGCAAAAAUCUGUAGCCCGGAAAAAAUGUGCAGCCUGCAAGAUAGUGGUUCACACAAUCUGCAUAGAGCAGCUAGAAAAGUUAUUCGACACCGAGGCUAUGCCAAAUGAAGCCAGCCUGCUUAUCGAAGACCCCGCCUUUAGAAUAAACUUUAGGUGUAAACCGUCAUUCAGGGAAUCGGGGUCUAGGAAUAUACGAGAGCCAGUCCUCCAAAGACAAGGCGCUCUAAAGGGCCACAGGCGGAUGGCUAACUGCAUGGCCACCCCUUUCCUGAGCCAGUCCCAGCCCACCGUAGUGCGGCACCAUUGGGUGCACCGGAGGCGCCAGGAUGGGAAGUGUCGGCAGUGCGGGAAGGGUUUCCAGCAGAAGUUUGCCUUUCAUAGCAAAGAGAUUGUGGCCAUCAGCUGUUCGUGGUGUAAACAGGCAUAUCACAACAAGGUGUCCUGCUUCAUGCUGCAGCAGAUCGAGGAGCCCUGCUCCCUGGGUGCUCAUGCCUCUGUCAUCGUACCCUCUACCUGGAUCCUCCGGGUCCGCAGACCUCAGACCUCACUAAAGUUGAGUAAAAAGAAAAAACGGACCUCGUUUAAGCGCAAGUCCAGCAAAAAGGGAGUAGAGGAGGCGCGCUGGAAGCCCUUCAUAGUUAGACCCAUUCCCUCUCAGCUUAUGAAGCCGCUGUUGGUGUUUGUCAACCCGAAGAGUGGGGGGAAUCAGGGAGCCAAGAUUAUCCAGUCGUUCAUGUGGUACCUGAACCCCCGCCAGGUAUUUGACCUGAGUCUGGGAGGUCCUAAGGACGGGUUAGAAAUGUACCGUAAGGUGCAUAACCUGAGGAUACUGGCAUGCGGAGGUGAUGGCACGGUGGGCUGGAUCCUGUCUGCUCUGGACCAGCUCCAGUUGAACCCCCCGCCUGCAGUAGCCAUCCUGCCUCUGGGGACAGGCAACGACCUGGCCAGGACCCUCAACUGGGGUGGUGGUUACACAGAUGAGCCGGUGUCUAAGAUCCUGUCUCAUGUAGAGGAUGGGAACAUCGUCCAGCUCGACCGGUGGAAUCUAGUAGUGGAGCCCAACCAGGAUGCUGGUGCAGAGGAGAGGGAUGAGCAGCAGACCGACAAGCUCCCCCUCGACGUCUUCAACAACUACUUCAGCCUCGGCUUCGACGCACACGUGACACUAGAAUUCCACGAGUCUCGAGAGGCCAACCCUGAGAAAUUCAACAGCCGCUUUCGGAACAAGAUGUUCUACGCAGGGACGGCCUUCUCAGACUUCCUCAUGGGCAGCUCCAAAGACCUAGCCAAACACAUCAAGGUCGUGUGCGACGGCACCGACCUCACCUCAAAGGUUCAGGAUCUGAAGCUGCAGUGUUUGGUGUUCCUCAACAUUCCCAGAUACUGUGCUGGUACCAUGCCAUGGGGAAACCCAAGCGAGCACCAUGACUUUGAGCCACAACGGCACGACGACGGCUGCAUUGAAGUUAUCGGCUUCACCAUGACCUCUCUGGCAACACUGCAGGUCGGAGGUCACGGUGAGCGGCUGAACCAGUGCAGAGAGGUGACCCUCACCACCUACAAGUCCAUCCCCAUGCAGGUAGAUGGGGAGCCGUGCAAGCUAGCCCCCUCCACCAUCCGGAUCUCCCUGAGGAACCAAGCCAACAUGGUGCAGAAGGCCAAGAGGAAGACCUCUAUACCACAGCUCAACGACCAGCAGCCCUUCCCGGAGAGAUUAAGGAUCCGGGUGAACCGUAUUAGCAUGCACGACUAUGAGGCCCUGCAUUACGACAAGGAGAAACUUAAAGAAGCCUCUAUCCCGCUGGGCCUCAUCGUUGUCCCGGGAGACAGUGACCUGGAAACAUGUCGCUCCCACAUCGAGAGGCUCCAAGAGGAGGAUGAGGGAGCUAAGUCAAAGACCAUUUCCUCGCAGAAGCUUUCGCCAAAGUGGUGCUUCUUGGACUCCACAACUGCAGAUCGAUUUUACAGAAUUGAUCGUGCUCAGGAACACCUAAACUAUGUGACCGAGAUAUCCCAAGACGAGCUCUUCAUCCUGGACCCUGAGCUGGUCGUCACGGAGACGGUGAGCACCUCACCAGGGAUGCCUGAUCUGGUUGAUUCUUCUGGUGAAUUCCCGGAGGCGUCUCCCAAGUUUGGAUUCCCAUCCUCCUCCUCCUCUUCUCCUCCCCCCUCACCGGGACCCAGGAUCAUGGAGCUCCAGAAGAACACUCAGAGGAAGCGAAUAUCCAGCGACAGCUCGGUGGUUGAGGCACUGGCACACAACGACUCUCUCAGGUCCAGUAAGCCUGCCCUCACCAGGGCCGGAUGUAUCCAUCGGUCUAACACUACUGCAGCUGAGAUCAACCCAACAUUGAGGUCGGAGAAGAAUACACUGUGCAAUACAGACAAAGUAUCACCAGAAGUGUUGAUUGAAUGUGUGAAGAGCAAGGACCAUCUGAAGCUGAAGGAGCUGCACAAACUGGGAGCCGACCUGUCACUGCAGGACCCCUCAGGAUGCACCCUGCUCCACUAUGCUGUGGACACUGGUAGCAAGGACACUGUCAAAUACAUCCUGGACAAUGCACCCACAGAUAUCCUGGAUGUAACAGAAAAAGAAAAUGGGGAGACAGUGUUGCACAAAGCAGCGUCACUGUGCCAGAGGACUAUCUGUCACUACCUGGUAGAGGCAGGGGCAUCCCUCAUGAAGACAGACUUACAGGGUGACACACCAAAGCAUCGUGCAGAGAAGGCCAAGGAUGCAGAGCUGGCUGCCUACCUGGAGAACCGGCAGCACUACCAGAUGAUCCAGAGAGAGGACCAGGAGACAGCCGUGUGACUCUGCUCCUUGACCUCCAGCACCACUUCCCUAUCACCUAACCCUGUGCCAAACCUACUUUAGCUAAAAAAAACGUAAACUCGCCGGAGAAGACGGUCAAAAGGUAGCCAGUGUUGUAUUCUCCUGCCAGGGAGUUGGUUGGAGUUCUACCAGAUGAGAGACUUGUCAGAUCCACCAUGUGAGAUGAUUGUGACCAGUGGACUUGAUUAUUGCACUGCCCCCCCCCCCCCCCCCAAAAAAAAGCGGAUGUUUUUUGUCGGAACGCUUGGAAGAGAUGGUUCUUCUGUUUCAUUUUUUUCCCCCAGCUUGUGUUGCGCUUGCGAUCCACCUAGACUGAAUGUUGAAAUGGUUAUGUAGAGAAUUGUGCUCCAAGGUUUUAGGACAGGGUCCUGGCUAAUUGAAUGUCUAGGUAAUUGUAUUAUUAUACGCUCCGAUGGAGCUGUAUCUCUCUGUGUCUAUAAAAGCAGCAUGAGCGUUUCAACUGUACGGAUCACAAUGACUCAGUGGAUUUCAAAAGGGUAUUAACACUCUGAUCUGUAGGCCAGCUGUCUUUAAGGCUACCAAAAAUGUCAUUAUUUUGAUGACGUUUUUAUUUGUUUAUAGUACUGCUGUUGAUUUCUUUAUUUUUUAUUUGUUGACUGAUUUGUCCACCCAUAAUGCAGUGUAAUGGGAUAAAACUAUCCACGAAAGUGGGGAAUUUUUUACGUAACACUUUUCUCAUUACCAAACGAUUUGAAUUGAAUACAUCAAUGUUGUUCUACUUUAUGAUCACUUGGCAAAUGUUUAUUUUAUUUCUUAAAGUGUUAAUAAGGAUAUUUGGUACUGUACACUUAUCGUAGUAGCUCUGUGUUCAAGCAGUUUAUGCACUGCAGCUCCAAUUGCCUUGAUUUUCUUAUUUUGUUGGCUGAUUCGUUUGUAUUUAAUGUACUUAAUUAAGUCAUGGUGUAUUUUUAUAGCAUUUUUAAGCAGAUUGAUGUUUAUAUAAUUUGUACAUAUUAUAAAUUUAACAUUUUUGUGUUUGGUCAUUAUUUACUAUAAAAUGUGCGUUUUAUAUGUAUUUGUUUCAGAACUACAAAGCAUUUCUUCUCUCAUAUUGUUACAGAAGUCAAAGACGUAUUUAUUCACCUCAACGUUUUUUUUACCGAUUAUUUUCAGCGAACUCAAAAAUGUUCCAAAGGUUUGGGUUGUAAAUUUACAAAGUGUUUGUUGUUGUUUUUUUUACAUAAAACAAUUAUAAUUUGUCUAAAUAAUAA
Messenger RNA from Salvelinus namaycush (lake trout), 5558 nucleotides. RefSeq names its product diacylglycerol kinase zeta-like. Gene Ontology annotation, biological process: diacylglycerol metabolic process; lipid phosphorylation; intracellular signal transduction. NCBI's taxonomy places the organism in Eukaryota, Metazoa, Chordata, Actinopteri, Salmoniformes, Salmonidae. Bases 124 to 4305 code for a protein of 1393 amino acids. Gene Ontology annotation, molecular function: protein binding; ATP-dependent diacylglycerol kinase activity. The record is from RefSeq and is a predicted model, not a curated record. The transcript has 36 exons. Gene Ontology annotation, cellular component: nucleus.